Molecule: messenger RNA, 2416 nt
Organism: Bombus terrestris (buff-tailed bumblebee)
Lineage: Eukaryota; Metazoa; Arthropoda; Insecta; Hymenoptera; Apidae
Product: protein mab-21
Exons: 1
Coding region: 409-1506 (365 amino acids)
Source: RefSeq, a predicted model, not a curated record
CGGAAGGCGGGACUUCGGGAGCCGGCACACAAUUACAAGGGCAGUAGAACGGGCUGGUGGUCGCCGGUGCUCUCUCUGUCGUCGCGCGCGCGGAGCACCUCGAGUCGCGCUCGUUCCACGAACAACACCUGCCGCCGCCGAUCGCCGUACAUUCGUGCACGCUUUGUUCGUCCUCUUGCCUGUGACUCCUUCUCGAAAGUGCUAACCCUAUUUGUCAUCGUCGUAAUCGAUCGAUCAGACCAUUUUAGGGAGAAAGAUACCUGGACCGAAAGAAGCUCGGUAUCAUGGAUCGUAAAAGCAAAUUAAUCGAAGAAACGCGCGUCCACGCGAAAGAAUGAGACUCGCCGGUUCCAGAGAAGCGACUGCAAAGAAUCUUCGUUGAUAUCGAUUAAAGGAUAUUGAGGCAAGAUGUUGCUACCUCAAGAUAUGAUGGCAGCCCAGUCGAAGAUGCUGUAUCAGAUGAACAAGUAUUAUGGCGAACGGGUGCAGGCUCGAAUGGGCCAAGUACAAAAGACCAUCCGGGAAGUGUGCAAGGUGGUGCAGGAGGUUUUGAAGGAGGUCGAGGUUCAAGAACCACGGUUUAUCUCCUCCUUGACCGAGUGCAACGGCCGCUACGAGGGCCUCGAGGUUAUCUCACCCGGCGAAUUCGAGGUGGUCCUCUACCUGAACCAGAUGGGAGUAUUCAACUUCGUCGACGACGGCACCCUGCCGGGUUGCGCGGUGUUGAAACUCAGCGACGGUCGGAAGAGGUCCAUGUCGCUCUGGGUGGAGUUCAUCACCGCCUCCGGCUACCUGUCCGCGAGGAAGAUCCGUUCGAGAUUUCAAACACUGGUGGCACAAGCUUGCGAUAAGUGUGCCUACAGGGACUCCGUGAAGAUGAUAGCGGACACCACGGAGGUGAAGCUUCGUAUCAGAGAACGGUACGUGGUGCAGAUCACACCGGCGUUUAAAUGUUCGGGCGUGUGGCCAAGAUCGGCGGCGCACUGGCCGAUUCCUCAUAUACCGUGGCCGCAUCCGAACCUCGUGGCGGAGGUAAAGACGGAAGGAUUCGACCUGCUGUCAAAAGAGAGCGUGGCGCUUCAAGGAAAACAGUCGGCCAUGGAGGGUGACGCCUGGGUUCUCUCUUUUACGGAGGCAGAAACGAGAUUGUUGCAAGGUGGUUGUCGUAGACGAUGCUUAAGCAUCCUGAAAACUUUGAGGGACAGACAUCUGGAUCUUCCGGGAAAUCCAGUGACCAGUUAUCAUAUGAAGACGUUGUUGCUCUACGAAUGCGAGAAACACCCCUUGGAGACCGAGUGGGACGAAGGAUGUUUGGCAGAUCGCAUUAACGGAAUCUUCCUGCAGCUGAUAUCCUGCCUUCAGUGUCGAAGAUGUCCUCAUUAUUUUCUGCCUAAUCUGGAUCUGUUCAAAGGAAAGUCGCCAAGCGGCUUGGAGAACGCGGCUAAACAAGUGUGGAGACUGACGAGAGAAUUACUAACCAACAGUCGUGCAUUGGAGAAACUUUAGCUGAACCGGGAAUUUCCCUUUUGAAAUUCCAAAUUGAGGAAUGUAAUAAAGAGAAAGACAGAGACAAGCGAAAGUUGGAGGAACGUUGGAGGAUUCGGUAACUCGCGUGAAUCACGACUUUCAGGAUGCUGCUUUCGCGACAGUUCUUUGCCUGCUUUUUACCCUCGUAAACGUGGGAAGCCUACUUUCACUCGCUAUCUUCUUGCACACGCUGCAGCGUACCAGGGUAUAGGGAUGGUGUAACAAGUUUCAUUACGGUUAUCCCUUUUCUCUUCCUUUCUUCUCUUUUUCUAUUAUUUAAUAGUUUUUUAACCAAGGUACGAAUAAUGCGAGUCAAACGUUGUUCAGUGCAACGUUUCGUUCCAGUGCAAUAUCGUACAGCCAGUGUCCUAUUUCGUACGAAAGCAAUUGUUGCUAGGUUCUACGUUGAUUUUGUAUAAGUCGAAUAUUUCGUUUCGAAAUGGGCACGUUAAAUUUUGUAGACUGAAUCGAAUGUUAAUCGAGGUGUCCACCGAUCAUUAGAAAUACGUACUAGUUUGGAAGAUAUUAGUAUUACUGCGUUUUUUAUACGACUGAAGCUUUCGCUUGGAGCGGAAUCUCCUGCUUAUUAACGCAACUCGAACGAUUUUUCUACGUAGCGUUGCAGUAUGCGAGAGAUUAAAUAGAUACUCGGUUAGCUGCUCUUAUUCAUCUAAUGGCUAAUGUGAAUUGUCGUGUGAUCCGUUAUCGUUAAAUUAAUCUAAUGUUUAUGAUCGGUUAGCAAUCGAGCUGCCGACGGUAGCUUGGCCACCAUAUUGUUGUAUGUACAUAAUUCUUUAUAUUAUUUAAACGAUAUUUAUUUCUCAAGAGAAUCGCUGUUCGAACACAUAAUGUAAAUAUAAACUAAUAAAUGCAUUUCGUCUCAUAAUAA